GUUGGCUGCUCGCUGCUUGCUCGUCUGUCCCGACGGCCUGCACGACUACCACAACAUCUGUCUCUUGACGCUCUCUCUGACUCUCCAUCUGGGCUGAGUACUGGUCUUGUGUACCACGACUGACCCUGCACUGCCUGUGACGGCAUUUUGCCCUCUCUUUCGAUUCUUCACUUGCCCUUCGUCCCCUUUCUCUCCCCGUGUUUCCUCCCGUGGAAUCGGCAGCCAUCAUGGCGGACAGCGAGUUCUCCCCCAAGUUCGCUCCGUUCUUUUCCUUCGCAGGAAUUGCGUCAGCUAUGAUCUUCGGAUCACUGGGAGCAGCUUAUGGAACGGCCAAGUCGGGCAUCGGUAUCGCCGGUGUGGGAACCUUCAGGCCCGAUCUGAUCAUGAAGUCGUUGAUCCCGGUCGUCAUGUCCGGUAUUAUCGCAGUCUACGGCCUCGUGAUUUCGGUCCUCAUCGCCGGUGAUCUGGACCCCCCUCCGAACAAGUACAUGAGUCUCUACACUGGGUUCAUGCAUCUUGCCGCGGGAUUGUCGGUCGGCCUCGCGGGCGUGGCGGCUGGAUACACCAUCGGUAUAGUUGGAGAUGCGGGUGUUCGCGCGUACAUGCAACAAUCCCGGGUUUAUGUCGGAAUGAUCCUGAUCUUGAUUUUUGGCGAAGUCCUCGGUCUCUACGGAUUGAUUGUUGGCCUGAUUCUCAACUCCAAGAGCUCUGGCUGAGCCGGGCCUGUCUUUGCACUUGGCGUUCCCGGUUGUUGGCCGCUUACAUUCGAAUGGACCCAUGGACCCUUUGGCUCCUAUAGAAACCCCAUGGCCAGGGAUCCGGUCCAGUGAGAUUGCCAUGGAGGCGUUGCGGGGCUGCGUAGCCCUUGGGGCACAGUAAACCCUGGACGCCGGCUGAGAUGGAUGCCGUUCGUCCGGGCGUAUUGGGG
This is a messenger RNA of Aspergillus heteromorphus CBS 117.55, 928 nucleotides long. RefSeq names its product V-type proton ATPase proteolipid subunit. The transcript has 8 exons. The record is from RefSeq and is a predicted model, not a curated record. Gene Ontology annotation, biological process: proton transmembrane transport. Bases 228 to 716 code for a protein of 162 amino acids. Gene Ontology annotation, cellular component: proton-transporting V-type ATPase, V0 domain. NCBI's taxonomy places the organism in Eukaryota, Fungi, Ascomycota, Eurotiomycetes, Eurotiales, Aspergillaceae. Gene Ontology annotation, molecular function: proton-transporting ATPase activity, rotational mechanism.